Molecule: messenger RNA, 723 nt
Organism: Fonticula alba
Lineage: Eukaryota; Rotosphaerida; Fonticulaceae
Product: maintenance-ploidy protein MOB1 (MPS1 binder 1)
Exons: 4
Coding region: 1-723 (240 amino acids)
Biological process (GO): positive regulation of protein phosphorylation; signal transduction
Cellular component (GO): cytoplasm; nucleus
Molecular function (GO): protein kinase activator activity
Source: RefSeq, a predicted model, not a curated record
AUGCACACCAAGGCACACAGGCACCCACGUCCGGAGCACGAGCCAGGCACGCUCAGGCUGUGUGGAUUGGCAUCAGGAGCACUCGAUCCCGGCCCGGUGUUCGCCUCUUACCAGCUCAAGAAGUACGCCGAGGCCACCCUCGGGAGUGGCAACCUCCGCCUGGCCGUGGUUCUGCCCGACAAUGAGGAUCUCAACGAGUGGCUCGCCGUGAACACGGUCGAUUUCUUCAACCAGAUCAACAUGCUCUACGGCACGAUCACCGAGUUUUGCACCGCCGAGAACCCCGAGUGCCGGGUCAUGUCGGCCGGCGAGCGGUACAUCUACUACUGGUCCGACGGGUCCAAGAAGAAGCCCGUGGCCCUCAACGCCCCGGAGUACAUCGAUCAGCUGAUGACCUGGAUCCAGCAGCAGCUCGACGACGAGACCAUCUUCCCCUCGCGCAUUGGCGUCCCCUUCCCGAAGAACUUCCAGACGGUCGUGCGCAACAUGUUCAAGCGCCUCUUCCGCGUCUAUGCCCACAUCUACUACUCGCACUUCCCGAAGAUCGUCAGCCUCGGAGAAGAGGCCCAUCUGAACACCUCGUUCAAGCACUUCAUCUACUUCGUUCAGGAGUUCAAGCUCAUCGAGGAGCGCGAGCUGGCCCCCCUGGCCUCGCUGAUCGAGUCGCUGGUGGGCGAGCGCGGUGCCUCGGCCGCCUCCGCCGACGCCAAGCCCUCCUCCUAA